CAUUCACACUUGUUCAUCAAGUCCUCACGGGCAGAAUUUACCUCUAAACAGAAAGAUGGAAACUAAAGUACAUUUAUUAUACCAGGCAGAAGAAAAUAUUGAUUUAUCAGAACAUGGCUGUAAUUCUUUUGCGACCUACUUGCCAUCAAGACGUAUUGACAGCAAGAAAUACAUCAAGUUUUCUAAAAUGACAGAGAAAAGAAUUUCACCUGAAAUUAGGGUUUUGAGCCCAGAACACAAACAAACAUAUGAAACAUCAGUAUUCCUAUAUGGAGAAGAAAAAUCCUCUGAGUUUUCAGGAGAAAAACAAGUCAAGAGAAAGAAAAGUUUACAAGCACAAUUGCAUACUAAAAGGACUGAGAUUGCCUCUUCCUCUGUGAAGCUGUCAAAGGAGAAGAUGACUAGGAAAGAAAACUCUUUAUGCAAGUUGCCAAAUCAGUACCGCAUUCACAAGACUUUAUUGCCUCUUUGUACAUCUUCCUCAAUUAUUCGGGAAAAGGAAAUGCUUUCUAACCUCUACGAGACUUUAUAUGAUGAAGUGCCUCAAGGACACUUACACUCACAAGAAUUAAGUGCACUUCAGAAAGCCUGUAGAAUUUUUAGUAAAAUUCGGAGUGGUAAAAUUUAUGUGAAUGAUCUACAAAUGAUCCAUCGCACCUUGAAGAUUUCUAUAAGUGAUUCAGAAAUGCGAAAGGCACUAAAGACUAUUGAUAUUGAUGCAUUCCAGGAUGCUUUGAAGAUUUUCUGUAGGAUAAAAGGUGGUCGAGUUGCAAUUGAUGAAGUGGCUACUGUUUUGGAUAGCAUGGAUAUCCUUGUAACUCCUGAAACUUUUCAGGAAGUGAUAAAACAUGCUAGUAUUGACAGUAACCACAUGGUAGAUAUUGGGGAUAUUAUAUUUACUUUGGAUGAACUACAGCAACAGUAUGAGGAUGUUUCAAUUAUGGAAGGAUCAGCCUUGGAUGAAACUACUUUGAACAGAAAGUUAUCAAAUGUAUCAAGAUGUUAUCUACAAUAUAGGAAGAAAAGCAUUUUCUCUUCUAGACAGUCUGAACCAUCAUUAUCCCAAAAGUUAAAUACGAAAAGCCCAAAAUAUCAUAAAAUUAUGGAAGAGAAUGAUGACUUUGAAUUUAAAAGGUCAAAAAAUACUUUGCAAAUAAGAAAAUUCCUGGAUGGAGUUGAAAGCAGUGAUGUAGGAUUCCAGGAACCAUAUUCAAAGGAUGGUGUAAACUUUAAGAGAAGUUCACAGAAGAUUGCAAUUCAUGACUCAAAGUCUAAACCACAAAACUUGAAGAAUAUUACAAGCCUCAAAAAGUCUCUGGAUAAAAGUGAUAUUUUUAGUAUCCCAAAGCUUCAGAAGCCAGCUGUGAGAAGGCGUUCCAGGCUCCUAAAACAGGUUUCAUCUAAGGAAAAAAGUGUAGUUAAUGCUCUCGAAAGUGUUUGUGAAGCUGUCAGUAAACUCCAAGAAAAUUACAUUGCUGCAGAAGAACUUCAGUCCAUUUUGCCUUCAAUAGGAAUUACUUUAUCAGAUAAAGAAUUCAAGAAGAUUGUGACAGACACUACUAGAAAUGAAAAUGGAAUGGUGAAGUUAGAUGACUUUGUGAGUGCUCUCUCCAAAGAACAAAGUCUUGCUGAAUAUGGUGUGUUGACGGAUAUCAUUAAAGCUGUUGAUGAAGUUAAAGAUAAAAGUAUUGAUUCUGAAGAUCUGAAUACUUGUCUUCAAAACUUUGGAGUUUACCUUUCUAAAUCAGAAUUUGAGAAGAUUGUAGAGUUGACUGAAGCUGGUGAAAAGAAAAAAGUGAAUUUUAAAGAAUUCGUUGAUACUAUGAUGAAUAACACGGAACGCUUUUCUGAAAAAUUAUUAUUACUUCGUACUAUUGAAAACCUCCACAAUCUCAGCAAAGAGAAGAUGAGUGCUUCCGACCUGUGGGACACACUGUCUGGUUUGAAUAGUAAUUUAAAAAAAGACGAAUUCCUAGCUGCACUAGAAUUAGCAACAGUUGCCAAAGGUGACAAAAUACAAAUUGAAGAAUUUGCAAAAGUGGUAAAGGAUAUGUAUGAUGCCUCCAGGUUAGAAGAGUUACGGGAGAUUGUCUUAGCUCUUGAUUUGCUUGAAGGUGACAUGAUAGCUGGGAAGAACUUGGAAGGCUUUCUAAGAAAUAUAGAGAUUAAGUCACCUAAGGAAGAAGUAGAGAAAAUUCUUCAAUCAGAUUUUGUUUCUGACAACAUUGUGAAUGUUAAAGACUGUAUAAAGGCUUUGAGGGACGCCUAGAAAUAUUCCAAUUUUAUUGAUUUAAGGAAAGAGACUUUGUCUUCUAAUCUGAAAUUACCAAAGGCAGACGAGAUUAAAGAAGCUGCUCAUAUUUUGUCACAUGUUGAUAAUGGCAAAAUUGAUAUACCUAACUUGGAGCAUGCCCUGAAAAGUUUGAAUGUUAAUUUAACUCAGGAGGACUUCAGUGAAGCCCUUAAAUAUUGUGACCUCAGUGAUAAUAAGGAGGUGGAUUUAAAAGAUUUCUUAAAGGGAAUUAAAGAAAGUCCACAUUUCAAAGAGUCUAUAGCUACACAGCUACUCUUAGCUACUACCCAAAUUCUCCGGAAUGAUCUAAUUGAUGUUUCUGACCUGAAGGCAUUAUUGGUAAACGAUGAUCUUCAUGCAGCUAAUGAUUUACUUAAUGAAGUGUCAAGAUAUGUACCUGAACAUGAAAAUGGCAAGAUUACCAUUCAAGAAUUUAUGAUUAAGCUCUCCAAUACAUUGGCAAAUCCUGAAGCUACAGAAAGAAAAAUGAUCUUAAAAGAUGUAAUUGAUGCUUUCACAAAUUCACCUAAAUCAUCACUAUCAUUCAACAAUUUAUUUAAAGAGAUUACAACUCUUGAUAAGAUCAGAAAUGAUAAGAUGCCUGUAAAUAAACUGAACUCCCAACUCUUAAGUGCUGGAAUUCCAUUAAGCAACAAGAUAUUCCAGGAGAUUCUGAAUGAAGCAUCUAUUGAUGAAACUAGUGAAGUAAGUCUCAAACAAAUUUUGGAGACUUUGAACACAAGUAAGCCAGCUCCUGAAUUUGAAGAUGUACACACUGCCCUCAAUAAUGUCAACGUGAUGAGCUGCAACAGAAUUCAAGUUAAUGACUUGAAAGAUGCUCUUUAUGACCUCAAUGUUUCUGUAAAGCCUGAAGAACACCAGAUGUUAGAGAAAAUGGUUGAUGUUGAUGAAAAGGGAGAUGUUUCCCUAAAGACUGCCCUUUUAGCAUUGAAGAGCAAUAAGCGUUUUCAAGAUUUUAGAGAGGUUAAUGAACUUGCAAAGGCCUUACACAAAGUCACCAAUGAAAAAAUUGAUGUUGAUGAUGUAAAAUCUGUGUUGAAAGGCCUGGGGAUUUGUUUUCCAGAGGAAGACUUACAGGAGGUGCUUGCAUCCAUUUCUGUUGAUAAUGAAGGGAAAGUGGACUUAAGAGAUUGCCUGACAAGGCUGAAGCAAACGCCAUAUUUUACAAAAGGUUCAAAAAUAGAAGGCCCUUUGAAAGCUCUGGUCUCCAUUAGGAAAAAUGUGGCCAAUCCUGUUGACCUAGGCUCCAUGAUGAAAAAUUUAGGAGUUCCAUUACCCCAAGAUGUGAUUGAAAGAACACUGAAGACUGUGGCUCUCACAGAGGAUGGAACAGUAAAUUUAGAAGAGUUUAUGGGAAAUUUGGUCAAUUCAGAAUUUUCAUCUCUACUUGAAACUGAUGGGAGAGAUGAACUUAAUAAACUAAUGAAUGAAGCUGAAGCUGUAACAGGGUUGCAAGUUGAUGUUCACAACCUUGACACUAUUCUUGGAAACAUGGCAAUCAAAUUUACAGCUGAGGAUCUUAAUGAUCUAACCAUAAAUCUACCAGUUGAUAGAGGAGAGGUUAUUGUCAAUGAUGUGAAAGACGUUCCAGGAAACAUGGGACUAGAACUCAAAGAUCAGAAACACUGGGAGUUGGUGAGCAAUCUGCCAAUUAAUGGAAGAAUGGUUAAAGUCGAUGACCUGGAUACUGUUCUGGAAAACCUGGGGAUCAAACUCACAGAACAGGAACAUGAAGAUCUGACAAAAAAUCUUCCACUUCAUGGAGGAGAGGUUGAUGUCAAUGAUGUGGAAGAUGUUUUGGGAAAAAUGAGGAUAACAUUCACAGAUAAGGAAUUUGUGAAGCUGGUAGAAAAUCUGCCACUGGAUGCUAAUGAAAAAGUCUACAAGAAGAGAUUACUAGAUGGUUUGAAGUCUCUAAAUGAGGGGAUUACUGAUGUGAGUAAACUGGACUCAGUUUUGGGAGACAUGGGAUUAAACCUCACAGAAGAAGAAAUUAAGGAUCUGAAAUGCAACCUGCCUGCUGAUGCACAUGAGAAAGUUGAGAGGAGAAAGUUGUGGGAUGGAUUAAAAGCUUUUACAGGACGAAAGAUUGAUGUGCGGUCUCUACCAGAUUUUCUGAGCAACAUGGAUAUUGAGCUAACAGAUAAAGAACAAAUGGAGCUGCUAAAAAUGCUGCCAAUUGAUGGAGGCAAGGUUGACAUCAGCAACCUGAAACCUCUUCUGGAAAAAAUGGAUAUCAAGCUCACUGAAAAAGAACUUGUACAGCUGAGAGAAAAUCUACCUGUUGAUGCUAAUGGAAAAGUUGAUCUGAAUAAGGUGAUGGAUGGAGUGAACACUGUUACAGGAGGAAAUGUUGAUAUCAAUGACGUGAAAACUGUUCUGGAAAACAUGGGGAUAGAGCUCAAAGAUAAAGAAUGUUUGGAACUGGUGAAAAAUCUGCCUUUUGAUGGUGGGAAAGUCAAUGUCAACAACUUGAACACUAUACUGGAUGAUAUGGGAAUCAAGCUCACAGAUAAGGAACUUAAGGAUCUGACUCAAAAUCUCCCUGUUGAUGUUGACAGGAAGAUUUCUCUAGAAACAGUGAUGAAUAAAGUGAAAGCUUUUACAGGAGAGAAGGUUGAUUCUAGUGACCUGCAAAAUGUCCUGGGAAAUCUGGGGAUUGAGCUCACAGAUAAGGAGAAAGAGAAGCUGCUAGAAACACUGCCAAUUGAUGCUACUGGAAAGGUAUAUCACAAGAGGUUGUUGAAGGGUGUGAAGUCUCUCAACGGGGGGAAGAUUCAUGUAAAUAACCUGGACAGCACUCUGGAAAGAUUGGGAAUUGAGCUCACAGAAGAGGAACUUGCACAUCUGUCAGAAAACCUACAAGUUGAUGCUAAUGGGAAGGUUGGUCUGAAACAGGUGAUGGAUGGAGUAAAAGCUACUACAGGAGGGGAGGUUGAUGUCAGAGAUGUGAAAACUAUUCUGAAAAACAUGGGACUAGAGCUCACAGAUAAGGAAUGCUUGAAACUAGUGAAAAAUCUACCUUUAAAUGAUGACAACAGGAUCUUUAAGAACAGGUUGCUAGAAGGUGUGAAGUCUCUUAAAGGUGGAAAGGUCGAUAUCAACAACCUAGACACCAUUCUCAACAACCUGGGAAUCAAACUUGCAGAUACAGAACUUAAAGACUUGAUUCAAAAUAUACAUGUGGGUGUUGAUAGGAAAAUUCCUCUAGAAACACUGAUGGAAAAAGUCAUAGAUUUUACAGGUGAGAAGAUUGAGUCUAGUGAUCUAAAAAAUGUUCUGAGGAAUCUCGGAAUUGAGCUCAUGGAUAAGGAAUUAGAGAAGCUGCUGAAAGUACUGCCAACUGAUGCUGAUGGAAAGUUAUGUCAUAAUAGAUUACUGAAGAGUAUGAAGUCUCUCAAAGAGGGGAAGAUUAAAAAGAAUAACCUCCAUACUAGUUUGGAAAAUAUGGGAAUCAAGCUCACAGGAGAGGAACUUGCUGAACUGGCAGAAAAACUCCAAGUUGAUGCAAAUGGGAAUGUUGAUCUGCAUAAGGUGAUGGAAGGAGUGAAAGCUGUUACAGGGAAGAUUGACAUCAGAAACCUGGAAACUGUUCUAGGCAACAUGGGAAUUAAGCUCACUGACAAGGAACUUGAAGAUCUGACACAAAACCUGGCAGUGAGUGUUGAUAAUAAAGUGGCUCUGAAAACUUUGAAGGAUGAAGUGAAAGCUUUUACAGGAGAAAAGAUUGAUUCCGGUGACCUACAAAAUAUUCUUAAAGACAUGGGGAUUGAGCUUACAGAUAUGGAGCAUAAGCAACUGCUAAAAACGUUGCCCAUUGAUGCUCAUGGAAAGGUGUUUCAAAACCGGUUGCUGAAGGAUAUGAGGUGUAAUAAAAGAGGGAAGGUUAAUGUAAAUAACCUGGAUACUGUUUUAGAAGCUAUGGAGGUCAAGCUUACAGAAAAGGAACUUGAUCUGAUAAAGGAUCUUCUAAGUGCCUAUGAGAAAGUUGAUCUGAAAAAACUGAUGGAUAAAGUAGAAGCUGUUACAGGAGAGGAAGUUGAUGUUGAUGACAUGGAAAUGGUUCUAGGAGACAUGGGGAUAGAACUCACAGAUAAAGAACUCUCAGAACUACUGAAUAAUCUGCCAGUUGAUAAUGGAAAGGUCUAUCAAAAAAGGCUGCUGGAUGGCAUAAAGUUUCUUAAAGGAGGGAAGAUUGAUUCCAGUAAAGUGGAUACAGUUUUGGGAAACAUGGACAUGAACCUCACUGAAAAGGAGCUUAAAGAUCUAAUACAAAACCUGCCAGUUGAUGUUAAUGGUAAGGUUGAUCUGGAAAAGUUGAUGAAUGAAGUAAAACCUUUUUCAGGAGGUAAAGUUGAUACCAGUAAACUUGAAACUGUUUUGGGAAACUUGGGGGUUGAGCUCACGCCUAAUGAACGCUCGAACUUGCUGCAGACACUGCCAGUUAAUGCUGAUGGAAAAGUGUAUCAGAAAAGAUUGAUGAAAGGCAUAAAGUCUCACAAACUAGGCAAUGUUGAUGUCAAUAAGCUGGACACUCUUUUAGAAAACAUGAGAAUCAACAUCACAGAACAAGAAUUCAUGGAUCUGAUAGAAAGACUGCCAGAUGAUGAUGAAGGGAAGAUCAAACUAAAUACAUUGAUGGAAGAAUUGAGUACUGUUUUAGGAGAGCAGGUAGAUGUCAGUGACCUAGACAAUGCUCUGAAAGACUUGAAAGUAGAGGUCACAGAUGAGGAAUAUUUGAAUUUAGUAAAAAAUCUACCAGUUGAUGCUGAAGGAAAAGUGUUUCAAAAAAGUUUGCUGGAUGGUGUGAAGACUCUUAAAAGAGGAAAGAUUGAUAUGAAUAACCUGGACACAUUUCUGGGAAAUAUGGGAAUUGAGCUCUCACAUAAAGAACUUGAAGGUUUUUCACAAAACCUACCAGUUGAUGCUGAUGGGAAGAUUGAUCUGAAAAAUGUGACACUGAGAAUGAAAGAUUUUACAGGAGAAAAGAUUGAUGCCAGGGAUCUAAAAAAUGUUCUUGGAGACAUGGGGAUAGAAGUCAAUGAUAAGGAAUGUGGGGAACUGCUGAAAUUACUACCAAUUGAUGGUGAUAAGAAAGUUUUUCAGAAUAGAUUGAUAACAGCUUUGAAGUCUUUCAAAGGAGGCAAGGUUGAUGUCAAUAACCUGAACACAGUUCUGGGGAACAUGGGGAUCAAGCUCAAAAAUAAGGAAUUUAAAAGUAUGGUACAAAAUCAGCCUAUUGAUGCUAAUGGAAAUGUUUCUCUGAAAAAAGUGAUGAAUGAUGUGAAAGCAGUUAAAGAUGAUGGAAAUGUAUAUGAAAAUAGAUUGCUAGAUGUUGUGAAAUCUUUCAAUGGUGGGAAAGUUGAUGUCAGUAACCUGGAAAACAUUUUGGAAAACAUGAACAUCAAGUUCCCAGAUAAGAAUCUUAAAGAUUUAUCAGAAAACCUACCAGCUGAUGCUAUACAUUCCCUUAGAGAAAGCAAUCGAGAGGACAUGACCACUGGUUGACCCGGGAGCUGGACCUGGGCAAUUGGAGGCUCCUCAUCCUCUCCCCUGCCCUUGGAAUAUACACUCUGCCCACCAUUCCCACAGUGAGAGCCAUGUUCAAGGACGAAGACUUGAGGGAGUAAUGUGUUGUUGAGACCAUCUUCACAGUAUACUUGACUGAAUCCAGUGAAGGCCUCUAUAUAAACUUUAAGAUUCUGGUGGGGGGGUUGUGGAAAUCAACUCAUCUUGCAACCGCCCGGGACAAGCCUUGUAUGUAAGUUCCCUUGCUUAUUAAAACUGCCACCUACCAGUCUGGAGUGGUCUGCCUUU
This is a messenger RNA of Diceros bicornis minor, 8131 nucleotides long. It is a transcript of the gene EFCAB13, whose product is annotated as EF-hand calcium binding domain 13. Lineage: Eukaryota; Metazoa; Chordata; Mammalia; Perissodactyla; Rhinocerotidae. The transcript has 82 exons. The record is from RefSeq and is a predicted model, not a curated record.